This is a messenger RNA of Bactrocera dorsalis (oriental fruit fly), 351 nucleotides long. Its product is annotated as cecropin-1. Gene Ontology annotation, biological process: antibacterial humoral response; defense response to Gram-negative bacterium; defense response to Gram-positive bacterium. Bases 117 to 311 code for a protein of 64 amino acids. The record is from RefSeq and is a predicted model, not a curated record. The transcript has 2 exons. Lineage: Eukaryota; Metazoa; Arthropoda; Insecta; Diptera; Tephritidae. Gene Ontology annotation, cellular component: extracellular region.
UUGCCAUCAAACUCACUUCAAGUGUCUCAAGAAGAGCAGUAGUGUCUACUCAAGCGCAAAUAAAGGACAAAUCUCAUAAAUCCCACCCUUCAGAGAGCAGAAAAAUUCGAAUCAGCAUGAACUUCAACAAAGUCUUCAUUUUCUUGGCCGUGGUGAUCGCCAUUUUUGCCGGACAAACCGAGGCCGGUUGGCUCAAGAAGAUCGGCAAGAAAAUCGAGCGUGUUGGCCAGCACACCAGAGAUGCCGCCAUUCAGGGAAUUGCUGUGGCCCAACAGGCCGCCAAUGUUGCUGCCACUGCCAGAGGCAAGUAGUUGCCUUAUUAUCAAACCGCCACUGCCUAAAUAAAUUAGU